UUUAGAUCUUGAUAACAUAGGUGGUGCUUCAUGGCGAAUUCUUGAAUUCACCAAAAUGGACGGCAUUACUUCAUCCCCGUUCUUGAAUACUUAUACACAAAGCGCUUUAUCAACUGAAUUACCAAAUACUUCACACUUUGAAAAUACAUCGAAGCAUGUUUCGGAACAGUUCUUGUUCCUGGAAACAAAGUGGGCUCAAGUGUUUACUGGAUUAGUUGCUUUUACAGCUAUUCUUGUUACCUGUCAUCAAAUCUAUUUACAUUUAAUUAAUUAUACAUGUCCAAAUGAACAAAGAUGGGUUGUGCGUAUUUUAUUCUAUGUACCAAUUUAUGCAUUUGAAUCAUGGCUUAGCUUGUUGUUUCUGAAGCAUGAAGACUAUUAUGUCUAUUUUGAUUCUGUACGAGAUUGUUAUGAAGCUUUUGUGGUUUACAGUUUCUUAAGUCUAUGCUAUGAAUAUCUCGGUGGAGAAAGUUGUAUCCUGUCAGAGAUUAGAGGUCGUGAAUUACCACGUUCAUGGGCGUUUUGCACAUGUUGCUUUUAUGGUCAAACGUAUACAAUAGAAUUCCUACGAUUCUGUAAACAGGCAACUCUACAAUUUUGUAUCAUUAAACCGUUAACAUCGAUUGCGACAAUUAUUUUACAAGCUAUUGGAGUUUAUAAACACGGAAUUUUCAGUGCUACAAAUGGUUAUUUAUAUGUAACAGUAGUCUACAACGCAUCUGCAUUUGUAGCACUAUACGCUUUAGUGUUAUUCUAUUUGGCUACACGAAGCAUCCUACAACCAUUCGACCCAGCGAUUAAAUUUGCUGUAGUGAAGUCUGUUGUAUUCUUGUGUUUCUGGCAAGGUGUGGUAUUAGCUAUCCUGGAAAAGGCUGAGGUACUGCCAGCUUUACCGAAUACAAACGCUGGUACAGUUGCAGCUGGUAUACAAAAUUUCUUGAUUUGUUUAGAAAUGUUUGCGGCUUCAAUCGCUUUGAGAUUUGCAUUCCCAUCACAAUUAUAUUCUGAUGGCAUUGGCACAGGACCGACAACAUUUAGUGGCUAUGAUAGUCUAGGCGGAGGUGACGUGCUUCAUGAAACAAAGAAACGUGGAUUUUUACCAUCAUCUGAUUCGCUGCGUAGUCUACGGGAUACAUUUAAUCCAAAGGAUAUGCUGAAUGAUGCUAUUCAUAAUUUUCACCCGAGUUAUCAAAAGUAUACACAACAACGUAAUCCAAAGGAUGAUUUCGACGAUGAACCAACUGGUUCAUAUCAAGGUGAUGCGCUUACCGCUUAUAAAGAACAAGACAAUAGCAUACAAUCAACUGUACCCGCUCCACCGAUACCUCCACCAAUUCAAUCCCAUUGAGAGAUUGUUUCCAUCACAUUAUAUACACAGACAUACAGAGUGUGUGAGAGAGAGACAGUCCCUAUUGAAGAAUGUGAGACGAAACCAUGACUGACUGAUUGAUUCCUUUAUUUAUUUAUCUAUUUAUUUAUUCUUUCAUUCAUUUUUAUGUCUUUUGCGUUUUGUCUUUUCAUAUAUGUCCUUGUGUGUGUGUGUGGUGUGCGUUUGUGUCUAGUGCAUUUCUUGUUACCACCUCAUAUCUCCCUCUGUCUCUCUCUCUCUCGUUCUCCCCUUCCAAAUCCCCUGAUCUAUGUAUCCAUCUGUCAAUCUUCAAUGAUUAUGAAAGAUUAUUAUUAUUGUUACUGUCAUCAAUAUCAUUAUCAUUAAGCAACAUAUUUUCAUGUUUAAGAUUUUCUUCAGAUAAGCUAAUUUUUACUAUCAUCAUCCUCAUCACUGUCAUCAUCAAUAUCGACAUCAUCGCUGUCAUCAACAUCGUCAUUGAUAUUUCAGCAAUAUUCUUUGACUUCUAUUUCUUUUACCUUUCAGAUUUCACCUGUUUAUGUUGUGUUUCUGGUCCGUGUGUAUGUGUGUGUACAUGUCAGUGUGUUGACUUCCUGUCUUAAUUACUUUUAUUCUUCUGUGCAUUUAAUACGCUUAGGUGGUAAUACGAUCAAAUAUAUACAAACUACUGUAUAGAUAUAUAUGGAAAAAAAAUCAUUAUUGUUUCUGAGGUCUCAUUCAAUAACACUUUUAGGUAUAUGUGUAUAUUUGUGUUUGUGUUUGUUUCUGUGUGUGCUUGCGUGUGUGCGUGUGCCCAUGAACUACAGUAACACAGUACUCUAUAACUUCUUCUCCAUCCCUUAUCCAUUGUCUCGUUGUGAUCUAGUCUUGAUUUAUUGAGACAUUUCCCAAGGGGAUAAAUAAUCCAUAUAUUGAUUCAUUCUGAUCUAUUCAUCAUCAUCAACAACAACAACGACAACAAAAAGAGGUAGGUUGACAAUUUCACAUCUUUCACACCCCUCUACAAUUGAUCUUUUACGUUGUUGUUGUUGUUGCCGUUGUAUGUUGUCGUUGUUGCUGUUGGUUCUAUUUCCGUGAUCAGAUUUGUUUUUCAUACAUAUAAUAGAACAUAUUUUUCUGUCUCUUUCUCUUUUUCUUCUUCUUCUCUUUUCGAAAAUGUUACAUCAUAACAACCCACCUCUCUUAUAUCUCUGUGAUUGAUUUAGACUUAAUUUAAAUUCGUGAUUUAUUGAUUGAUUGACUUAUUGAUUAUGCUUCUGUGAUACACAUUUAGCCAAACUUCUUGCACGCACGCACGCACACACAUACACGUAAACACUGGCAGCAGUGAAAUGUGUGUGUAUGUGUGAAUUUAUAGUAUCCCUGUGUGUUGUCUGAUUGUUAUCAUUAUGAUGAUGAUUAUGAUUAUUAUGGUGAUAAUGUCAUUUGUGUGGCUUUUGAUUACAGUCAAAUAUAAA
This is a messenger RNA of Trichobilharzia szidati, 2805 nucleotides long. Lineage: Eukaryota; Metazoa; Platyhelminthes; Trematoda; Strigeidida; Schistosomatidae. The record is from the annotation of a GenBank genome assembly.